GACGUAAGCCUUUUCUGAUUCCAUUCUUUUUCUCCUUGUCCACUUCCUGGAAAUUCUUUGAGCUCGCUCAACGAAUUUAGUGCCAUCGUGAUCAUCGCUGACUUCAUAAUUCCUUUGACUAACCCGUUUCCAUGCAUCAAUCUGGUACACAGAGACUUGCAGGUUUGUGUCAAGUCACUGAACACCUUUUCCUCAGCAAUGGCCGAGCUGCAAAUGACAAGGCAAACGUAUCUCGUUUCAACAUCACUUGCAUCAUAAACGCAACACAAGACAACACAAAAAUGUCUACUGCAGAAUUGGAAUAUGUAAACAUACCUGUUACAGACUCUCCAUCUUCUCUUCUGAGUGAUUACUUUGAUGAGGUAGCUGAUAAAAUCAAACUCACUGGAGAGCAGUAUGGACACACAUUGGUUCAUUGCAAUGCUGGUGUGAGUCGCUCAGCAACGCUUUGCUUGGUGUAUCUAAUGAAGCACCAUGGAAUGACACUUUUGGAGGCACAUAAAUGGGUCAAGUCUUGUCGACCUAUAAUCAGGCCAAAUAGUGGAUUUUGGAAACAACUUAUCCAGUAUGAGAACAAGCUUUAUGGUUGUGCUACAGUCACAAUGAUAACUUCCCCAAUUGGUGAAAUACCAGACAUUUAUGAAGAGGAAACCCGAGAGAUGUUUCCACUUUGACAUGGAUAAUUUGCUAAAAUGUGUAAACACCUACCAGUCUCAAGCUUUCCUAAUCUAAUAUGGCAGUCUAUUUAAGUCGGUCAGGGUAUUCACUCUUUCUGCUUCGUGUUCUGCAUGUGGUUGCUAAACCCAUCCACCACCCCAGCCUCCACCUGUUGGUUCUGUUUCCUUCAGAGGGGUGAUUGGUAUUUAGUAGUAUUGUAUGCACCAUCGUGGUGAGUUACUCAAAAGGCACAGAACCUAACGCCAAGACAUUGUAUGUGUAUUGUUGAGCAUUGUUUCUCUAAUAAGUGGUUCAACUAAGACAGCAUUUCUUUUCUGAAGUGAAGUUGUUUUCCAGCUGCUACUGUAUAAUAAAACCUGGUUUAACAUG
This is a messenger RNA of Esox lucius (northern pike), 1047 nucleotides long. RefSeq names its product dual specificity protein phosphatase family protein. The transcript has 2 exons. Lineage: Eukaryota; Metazoa; Chordata; Actinopteri; Esociformes; Esocidae. The record is from RefSeq and is a predicted model, not a curated record. Bases 132 to 674 code for a protein of 180 amino acids. Gene Ontology annotation, biological process: protein dephosphorylation. Gene Ontology annotation, molecular function: MAP kinase tyrosine/serine/threonine phosphatase activity.